This is a messenger RNA of Beta vulgaris subsp. vulgaris (sugar beet), 3744 nucleotides long. RefSeq names its product receptor protein kinase TMK1. NCBI's taxonomy places the organism in Eukaryota, Viridiplantae, Streptophyta, Magnoliopsida, Caryophyllales, Amaranthaceae. Gene Ontology annotation, molecular function: protein kinase activity; ATP binding; protein binding. The record is from RefSeq and is a predicted model, not a curated record. Bases 524 to 3427 code for a protein of 967 amino acids. Gene Ontology annotation, biological process: protein phosphorylation. The transcript is spliced from 2 exons.
UCCAGUCCUCAAGGAAACAAAAAACCAUCCAGCAUUCCAGCUCAAUAUUCAUCAACUUUCAUAUGCAGCAUUACAGCAAUAAUUAUACCCACUAAAUAAUGCUUUUUUGUUCCAUUAAUCCUCUCACUAAUUUUCAGAUCUUAUUCUUUAACUACCCCCACCUUCACAAAAUAACGGUUUUACCCUCCAAUCUUUCUCUCACUUCCUGUAAACUGUAGUACUGAGUGCCAGAGAUAGUGCUAUGAAAGUGGACCAUUACACUAGAUGAGAGAGAAUCACAGAAUUCCCAUUAUUUCAUUAGAUUUUCAACCCAGAAAACAAUAUUUCAAGAAAACAGAAAAAAGAAAGUUUACAUUUUUCCAUUUUUUCUGAAACAUACACUCAAAGUUUUCACCUGGGUGUUGAAGUUUUCUCUCUCUAGAUCCACCUUUUCUUGCACAUUCUAUCUUCUGACACUUAUUUUGAGCUUUAUUUCUCUUAUUCAUGCAAAAUUUGACAUGGGUUUUGGCUCUUGGAAGCUUAAAUGAGGCUAGUUAUGGAAGUUAACUGGGAAAAAAAGAAGCUAUUUUUAGUUUUUACAGUGUUUUUCUCUCUAAUUACAGUGGUUUUUAGUGUUACAGAUCCUGGUGACCUUGCAAUUCUGAAAGAAUUCAGAAAAGGGUUGGAAAAUCCUGAGCUUUUGAAGUGGCCUAUCAAUGGAGAUGAUGACCCAUGUGGAAAUAAGUGGCCUUUUGUGUCUUGUGAAGAUGGGAAAGUUACCCAAAUUCAACCUAAGAAUUUAGGGUUGAAGGGAACUUUACCUCAUGAUUUCAACAAGCUGGAUAAACUGUUCAGUUUGGGUCUUCAGAACAAUAAUUUGACUGGUAUGCUACCUUCUUUUAAUGGGUUAAAAGAUUUGAAGUUUGCAUAUUUGGAUUUUAAUAAUUUCACUUCAAUUCCUGCUGAUUUCUUUGAUGGAUUAGUUAGUUUACAAGUUAUGGCAUUGGAUUAUAAUAGAAAUUUGAAUGCUAGUUCUGGCUGGUCUUUCCCUAUUGGGUUGCAAGAUUCAGCUCAGUUAGCUACUCUUUCAUGUGUGUCUUGCAAUGUAGUGGGUCCAUUGCCUGAUUUUUUGGGUACUUUGGGGUCACUUUCUGAGUUAAGGUUGGCAUUGAAUCGAAUUUCCGGUGGGAUUCCGUCGACUUUUAAUGGGUCUAUGUUGCAAUCACUUUGGUUAAAUGGACAGGGUGGUGGUGGGAUGAGUGGUCCUUUAGAUGUUAUUGUGACAAUGGAGUCACUAACUACUGCUUGGCUUCAUGGGAAUCAAUUUAGUGGGGUUAUUCCUUCCAACAUUGGUAGUCUAGCUAGUUUGAAGGAUCUUAAUCUUAACUCGAAUCAACUUGUUGGGUUGGUUCCGGAUAGCUUGGCUGACAUGGAAUUGAAUAACUUGGAUCUAGGCAACAAUCAUUUCAUGGGUCCAAUUCCUGAGUUUAAGACUAAGAAUGUUUCAUAUGAUUCAAAUUUCUUUUGUCAAAAAACUCAAGGAGCUCCUUGUGCUCCGGAAGUUACGGCACUUCUCGGUUUCUUGGAUGGGUUAGAAUAUCCAUCAAUCCUUAGUGCUUCAUGGUCAACUAAUAACCCAUGUGUUGGAUGGUUGGGAGUGAUUUGCAAUGACAAUAAACAGGUUAGCGUCAUAAAUUUGCCUAAUCGUGGCCUUAACGGUACACUAAGUCCCUCACUUGGGAUGCUUGAAUCCCUUGAAAAAGUUUUACUUCAUGAUAACAAUAUCGCUGGUCAAGUUCCCUCAAACUGGACCAACUUGAAGUCCCUUACAACGAUAGAUUUGAGUAACAACAAUCUUUCCCCUCCAUGGCCGAAAUUUAGCAAAAAUGUCAAACUUGCUAUUGAAGGUAAUACUCCACUUGCGUCCCCUCCAUCAGAAAAUCCGUCACCUCAUGGGCAAACUUCACCCUCCAAAGGCUCUGGUGCUGGCUAUAGCUCCAGCUCCGGCUCUGGUUCUGGUUCUGGCUCUGGCUCUAACUCUAACUCUGGCUCUUCUCAAACAUCAGAAAAUAGGAGCUCUAAAAGAUCUAAAGUGGUUGCUUUCGUAGCUCCUGUUGCAAGUGUUGCUGCUCUUGCUCUACUGGUGAUUCCUUUAUCUAUAUAUUACUGUAAGCGGAAAAAAUAUGUUCAACAAUCUCCCAACUCAAUCGUGAUUCACCCAAGAGACCCAUCAGAUACCGAUAAUACCGUUAAAAUAGUUGUCGCUAAUAACACUACAGGCAGUAAUUCAGCUGGAAGCGGUUCCGCUAGCAGGAAUAGCAGUGGGACGGGUGAGUCCCAUGUCAUUGAAGCUGGAAAUUUGGUCAUAUCAGUUCAAGUUCUCCGAAAUGUGACCAAAAACUUUGCCUCUGAGAAUGAGCUAGGUCGUGGUGGUUUUGGAGUUGUUUACAAGGGGGAAUUAGAUGAUGGAACUACAAUAGCUGUGAAGAGAAUGGAAGCAGGUGUAAUUAGCAGCAAAGCGUUUGAUGAAUUUCGAUCUGAAAUCGCAGUACUGUCUAAAGUUCGUCAUCGGCAUUUGGUAUCUCUUUUGGGGUAUUCAGUUGAAGACAAUGAGAGAAUUCUGGUGUAUGAGUAUAUGCCUCAAGGGGCUCUUAGCAGUCAUCUUUUCCACUGGAAAACUUUGAAUUUGCAGCCUCUUUCAUGGAAAAGGAGGUUAACUAUUGCUUUGGAUGUUGCAAGAGGGAUGGAAUAUCUCCAUAGCUUGGCGCACCAGAGUUUUGUGCAUAGAGACCUCAAACCUUCCAAUAUUUUACUCGAUGAUGACUUCAAAGCAAAAGUUUCAGAUUUUGGGCUGGUAAAACUUGCUCCUGAUCAGGGGCAACAAUCUAUGGUCACCAGGCUGGCUGGAACAUUUGGAUACUUGGCACCCGAAUAUGCUGUCACAGGAAAAGUCACAACGAAGGUCGAUGUUUUCAGCUUUGGUAUCGUGUUAAUGGAAUUAUUGACAGGAUUAAUGGCACUCGAUGAGCACAGGCCUGAGGAUCAGCAGUACUUAGCAGCAUGGUUCUGGCGGAUUAAAUCAGACAGAGAGAAGCUAUUAGCUGCCAUCGAUCCUAUUGUUGAUGUGACAGAGGAAACAGUGGACAGCAUUGUAGCAGUCGCCGAGUUAGCAGGCCACUGCACAGCCAGAGAGUCCAAUCAACGGCCUGAUAUGGGUCAUGCUGUCAAUGUACUAGCUCCACUUGUUGAAAUAUGGAAGCCAUGGGAUGAUGAUACCGAGGAAUAUUCUGGAAUCGAUUAUAGUCUCCCACUAAAUCAGAUGGUGAAGGGAUGGCAGGAAGCUGAAGGGAAAGAUAUGAGUUAUGCGGGUCUCGAAGAUAGCAAAGGUAGUAUCCCUGCUAGGCCUAAUGGUUUUGCCGACUCCUUUACCUCUAUUGAUGGUCGAUAGAGAGCAUUCGUUGAUAUUUUGUAUCUGUAUUUUGUAGAUAUGUUGUUUUUCUUCCCUAGUGAUCUUCUAGCAUCUCCCUCACUUGUGUUCAUAUCAUCUAAUGUUGUAUUUUUCGUCGGUGCUAGUUUAAUGUUGUUGUAUUUGGUUUUCCGUGUUUGAAGUUGGUAACCUCAAAUUGUACAACAGAUCUUCCAUUCUUGUUCGAGUUUCUACUUUUUAUAAAAAUUUUGCACUUGGUAUAUUGUAAUAUGAUGGAGCUGUGAUGAAUUUCAGCAUGUAUGAAAGUUGUUAAGGAUGCUCUUCUUUCCCAAUGUCUA